Molecule: messenger RNA, 594 nt
Organism: Paramuricea clavata
Lineage: Eukaryota; Metazoa; Cnidaria; Anthozoa; Malacalcyonacea; Plexauridae
Source: the annotation of a GenBank genome assembly
AUGACCGACAAUGAUCCGGUCGUCACCACACCGGAACCAUGCCGAACCGCGGUCGCUUCCAGCACAACCGCAGCUGAGAAGCUCUCCCAAAUCAAGAGAGACGCACAGGACACCUGGAAGGCCAAGCAACACUUCCCAGCGGACCUGACAACACAUGUGGCCUACUACCAAGCCCGAGCCGCCCUACAUCAAAUGCUUAUUGAUGAGCAAGAACAGUUUCGUCAAUACAUCAAAGAAGGCCUCUAUGGAAUCACGGAAGACCAUUUGGCAGGAUUCCAGGACUACGCCCUGACCCUCACAACCCAGUAUCCCGAGAUGCCCCUGGCUGCCGCAAUACCAUCGUUGUCGGUGCGCUCCAACCCGUUCAUGGGGCAUGCCAACACUGAUGCUCCCACGGUGCAACCUAUCCAGGCCGAGGAUGCAUCCAUUUGGGACACCAAGGCGAUCAGCAUCGACGUCAUUCCCGACUUCACCGGCAAUGACGAUGUCUCCAUCGUCACGUUCAUUGAUGCCAUAGACGCGCACAGCCGGAUGUGCAAUUGGAGUGACCAUGCGACAGCGCAAGUCGCCCUGGCAAAAAUGAAAAAGGACCAG